Messenger RNA from Cydia strobilella, 413 nucleotides. RefSeq lists its product as uncharacterized. The transcript has 3 exons. NCBI's taxonomy places the organism in Eukaryota, Metazoa, Arthropoda, Insecta, Lepidoptera, Tortricidae. Bases 3 to 413 code for a protein of 136 amino acids. The record is from RefSeq and is a predicted model, not a curated record.
UUAUGAUCAAAGUCAAAACGUUUCCAAUCCCAACAUGUUCUCUAAUAAUUUAUUUAUACAUCAUUGUGGUUAACUGUCAGAAGCCGAGCGGGGAACUAACAGUGACACCAGAAAAAUAUGUAGACGAUAAAAAACCGUAUAUGGAAUUCACUUGCGAGGCAUACUUGGAUAAAGGAGAUAAAUUAUCUUGGAGCAUGACGAAAAAUAAAAAACAAGAAACAGUAGCACUAUAUGAGGAAAGCUACGGAAACGGGACUAAAGGAUUGGAUUUACAAUGGCCACUCACACCAGACGACAAUAAAGCAGAAAUAUUUUGCUUUAAGGAGAAAACAGUGAAUGGAAAACCGUCUACAACGAAAAGCAAGAAGAUUUCUAUUAGAUUUGAGACAGCUGAUGGACCCCAGUGUAAGUAA